Sinocyclocheilus grahami is the source of this 2787-nucleotide messenger RNA. RefSeq names its product RNA-binding protein 44-like. The annotation marks the transcript as partial. The transcript is spliced from 16 exons. The record is from RefSeq and is a predicted model, not a curated record. Gene Ontology annotation, molecular function: RNA binding. NCBI's taxonomy places the organism in Eukaryota, Metazoa, Chordata, Actinopteri, Cypriniformes, Cyprinidae.
AUUGUCCAACUGUUCGAGCUUGUCUUGGCCAAUGAAUAUCUGGAGCUCACAGAUCCAAAGUUGCUCGGAUGGUUCCUAUGUUUAACAGCAGAGGACAGGACCAUAAUUAAAAAAGAGAGAGAGCUUCUGCCAUUUCUAUGUAAACACCCUGCACUUCAAGUAGACAGACAGCAUGUUUGUGUGAAAUCAAAAACCAGAGGAAAUUGCAUUUCCGCUCCAUCAACCAUGUCAUCAAAGAAGUCAAGGUACCCAUCGUUUUAUGGUGCAUCCCAUUGUCAAAAUUGUGGGACUAGUUGUCCAUUUGGUUCCAAGAAGUGCAGAUGUUGUGGCUUUCACAUUGAGAUUUCAGAAGACAAAGUCUAUGUGUCGGAGAAGGAGAAACAACUUGAGAUGCUACCAAACAGUGUGAAAGAAGAGCUAAAUGUCUUAACUGCCAAAAAUGACAUCAGUUUAGGUUGCAUGCAGAGCACCCUUAAUACUCAGAAAACUAGAUGCACACAGAGCUAUGAUUAUGGAGGCCCUGCUGCGCAUCAUUCUUCAUACAGUGAAGGAAUGUGUCCCCAUGCCCAGUGCUUGUCUCAGCUGUGGGAGGAAGUAGAGAACAGGAAGGACACCAAACACUUUAAGGACACAGCAGCCCAGGCAAGCUUCUCCCUCGAUAUGGAGCUGGAUAUACAGAGUCAAGUUCAUAGGAAUGACUGUACCCAAAAUUACCAAGACCAAUCUUAUGUACAAAUGGAAGAAGCAGAUUUUCCAAAACUGGAUCAGGAAGCGAUGCCAGAAUACUACAGUUUCAGUAACACCAGCUUAGACCAUACCACGUGGAGCGAUGGCACCCAGAGUACGGAGGCAGGCUACAAUGAUUCAGUCAUGGCCACCAAAGGCAGUUCAGAAAUAUCAGAUGAACCAUCAAAUGCCACCAUGGCCACUGCUGCAAACUCUACUGAUUGUUUCUCUUGGCUUAGCAAUUCUUUCGAGCUGGAUAAUGAGUCAGGAGACUGUCAAGAAGACCUGAGAAAGAAGCAUGACUCAAUAUAUGAGCAACAGAUUGUGGAGAUCAAUGUGGGAACUCCACUGAAAUCCAAAUGUGGUGCUUCAGAUUUUGUGGACCAAAUAAUAGAUGCCUGUGGUGAUUUCAGAACUUGUUUCACAUCUACAUGUGCGACAGAGGUUGAUCAGAUUUUCCAAAUGAAAAAUGCUACCACUGACAUGGACUUGCUAGCUGUCAGCCAUGAAAAAGAUACACAGACUGUGCAAAUAACCACAUCUGAAAAGAACACCAUUACUGAAGUCUGCAUGUCUGAUUUAGAUGUCCUCGCUGAGGAAUUCAUAAAGCUAAAAGAGACAACAAGUGAGCUGAAACAACUGAAGAGCAGAAAGGCAAGGAGAGAUUGUGAGUGUGACUGUGUCCAACAGCUGAGAAGAGCAGAAAUGCGUCUUCUCGCUCUUCAGUUUGUCAUGUGUCAGCAGCACUGCUGGAGACACUACUUCACCUCCCCACUGGGUGAAAAUGCUCUUUGGGGGACUGAGGGCCUGCCAGAAAGCAUAGCAGAAACACUGAAAACACUACAGAAAGAUUACCAUGAGAUGAGGAAACAGAUUCUAGCAGGCACUCCUCUGGAUAACCUCAAGCCCCUGUCAGUAGACUCUGAAAAGAUAACUACAAGGGCAAACUACAGCCCAGCACUGGUGUUUGAGGCCCAUUUUGACUCGUUUGACCUUCCAGGAAGUGGCCACAGAGUGCAUGAAGAAAGUGAAGAGAUAAGAGCACCAAGCACUGAAGUUUGUCAGGACACUGAAGAUGCUCUGGAUGAAGCAAAAGGUGACAAGCGAGAUAAAGCUCUGGUCUUUUUACACAAGCAGCCGGGAGCUUCCGCUGAGAAGAACCCUGGUGUCAUCAAGGAUCCAAAUAGCAGCGAGGCUUGGUUUGAUGCAGAAGAGGAACUUGGGUCUCCAAAUCAGGAUGGAAAGAUGGAGAAACUGAAUGAAAGGAGGGAAAGUAUGGACUGCAAAUCUUUCACAGGGACUGAUGAAGAUGAAUCAAACCAAAGUACCCUCUUGUGCAUUACAGGCUUGCCGUGCAAUAUGACUGAGCGUGAAUUGCUGCUUUGGUUUGAGAAGUACAAUGCCACAAAUGUCUGCAUCUCCCCUUUCAGCAACAGUAUAAGGGCAGCUACUGUCUAUCUCAAGAGCCCCAGCGAUGCCAAGGCAGCAGUUAAAGAUCUAAAUGGGUGCUCCAUUCAAGGCCACACUGUCCAGGUGGUGCACCUCUGUGGGCCUGGCUCAGCUGAUCCUAACCUGAUCAGUGAUCAGUCCCUCAGCACCUCAGAAACCCAUAAAGCUGAAACUGCAGGGACUGGUGGACUGGGAACUAAGGGUGUAACCUACAGUUCAUCACAUGGAGGGCCACGCUGUAGUGUGGACAGGUUAACCAAUGUCUGCGACUCGCCCACAGCCUCUGGCACCUGUGUGCCGCAGCACUACGCCACCAUGGGAAGCUUUGACACAAUCAUGGCCCGGCUGUCGGCGUGCCACCCAAAUGUAGGCCGCCAGAGGAUCGUAGAUGCCCUGCUGGAACUGUGGGCCAAGCAUCAGGGAUUCCUCAGUGGGAUUCCUUUGAGAUCUAUAGUGGAUAUGACCUCUGAGCUUCUCACACAGGCCUCUACCCCGUCAUGUGUUUGAAUUUGUACUGUUUUAAGCAGCGGUAAAGGCCUUGUAAAUAGUUCCCUGACCAGUAUGACUGGAUUUCAGUUGUCAGUUCAGUUUUUGCAACUAACUUUUAUGUUA